Messenger RNA from Colletotrichum godetiae, 1830 nucleotides. RefSeq names its product UV radiation resistance-associated protein. Gene Ontology annotation, biological process: SNARE complex assembly. Gene Ontology annotation, molecular function: SNARE binding. Bases 1 to 1830 code for a protein of 609 amino acids. The record is from RefSeq and is a predicted model, not a curated record. The transcript has 2 exons. Lineage: Eukaryota; Fungi; Ascomycota; Sordariomycetes; Glomerellales; Glomerellaceae. Gene Ontology annotation, cellular component: lytic vacuole; endosome.
AUGCCUCCGCCCGAGUCCCGCCCCCUUCUUAUGCCUCAGAACCGCAAGCUUCGUCAUCUUCGAGGCAUCUACCUCCGAAACCUCAGCUUCAUCCGCCCCCGAGGCCAUACCAUCGACGAUACUGCUCUAAACAAGACAUCCUCGAAGCUCGAAUCCCUCCGGGACACACCCCAGCUCCAACAUGCUCUCUCCAGCGACAAUCUGCGACCCAAAGCUCCGCGCCGCCGCAGCACUGCCCUCGCCCAAGCUACUCCAGUAACGCGACAGCGCAUGCUACAGUUGACCAUCGAUGGUAGAGCCGCCGAUGUCUUCUUCUCGCUGCAUUGCGAGGGCGAGGAUGAGCCAGUUUACAUCAGCGAAAUGCAGGAGCAUGCGACGAACUUCAACUUCCAAUUCUUCGAUCUCAACCACCACGGCCCCUCCGUCACUCGCUCUCCGGUAUUGACGAUCAAGAUCUGGGCGAAGCGAACAGCAUGGACCCUCCUGCUUCAUGAUACAGUCGAUCUUCGAAGCUUGCAUUUCAUCGGCAGCCUUCAGAAUCGCAAGUUCCCACCCAACGGCCUCAUCUUCCACCUUGCCGACGGUAUAUACUCGCUCGAUGUCCCGGCCAAGCCUACACACCCGAAGGAGAUGCCGCCCCUUCACACAUCUUCUUACAACGCCCUGAUGAAGCUCGCGACCCUGGAUAACUCGAUCCAGGACGCUAUUGUGACACAGGAGCAGCUCACAUGCCAGAUCAACGACCUACUCGACAAAACCGCGCACAACGAGACACCAGCCGCUGAGGAGAAGGUGAAGCUGGCCAACAAAUAUGUGGCGCAAGAGUUGCGCUCUUUGAAGGCAGCCGAAAAGCGGCGAGAGGAGCUACGUGAAUCUCUCAGGUCGCGCCGAGAGGCCAUUGCCCAAGGCCGCGCUCUCCAAGACAAGCUCGCAAAGGACAUUGUGGACGCAACAGAGCACCUGUCAGCAUCCAAGGAAGUUCUCGCCAAGACCAAGGAGACGAUUCGCGGCCAGCGACGCCGCAUUUGUGCCGACCUCGGUAACAUCUACCAGAUCACGCCCUGUCCUAGUGGCACUCCCCUCUCUUUCCAAAUCUCUGGCCUUCCCCUUCCGAACACAAGUUAUGAUAGCGCCACUUCGCGCGGACCUGACGACGAUCUUUUGUCCGCAGCGCUGGGACAUGUUGCUGCUCUGACGAAUGCGCUGCAAUAUUACCUCUCUGUACCGCUCCCAUACCCAAUCACCCCUUUCGGUUCGCGAUCCUACAUUCGCGACGAUAUCUCUCUGCUCACCGACCUGAACUCGGUGCAGGCGGCUCGACAGCGUGAUUUCCCCUUGUACCUCCCGCGAGGUGGCUCGACCGCGGCCCAGUAUCGAUUUGACUACGGCUGGUUCAUUCUCAACAAGAACAUCGAGGCCCUCUGUGCAAGCCAAGGAUUGAAAGUCGUCGAUAUCCGCCACACGCUGCCGAACCUUAAGUAUCUUUUGUAUGUGAGCAGCGCCGGUACCGAAGAAGUUCCUGAGCGCAAGCGUGGCGGCGUCCGUGGCCUCUGGGCAGGACGGUUCAAGGGUCGCAUCCCUUCGUCGGUAGCAGGCGUUGGCGAUGGAGACUCGAGCAGCGUCGGUGGCAGUCGCCGUGGUAGUACCGACAGUGAGGUGCUCAGCCGGCAGCGCGAUGAGCUCCGGAAGGCCAUGACGGUUCGUGAUGGGGCGAAUUCCCCGGUCGACUACAACUUCAGUCACGGCAAUGGUGGAUCUGCGGGCCUGCCGUUCGACGAGUUCAAAGUCUCAUUGAGAACCAAGGGCAUGAGAGAGAAUGCUGGAAACUGA